Acanthosepion pharaonis is the source of this 771-nucleotide messenger RNA. The record is from the annotation of a GenBank genome assembly. Lineage: Eukaryota; Metazoa; Mollusca; Cephalopoda; Sepiida; Sepiidae.
AUGAAUCCAGCUUCCACUUAUCUCCAUAGCAACAAUUCCCCAUCCAUUUAUUCUAUCUUUAUCUUUCUUGCUAUCCUAUUCAAAUAUAUGUCCACACGUUCGUUCGUUCGUUCUUUCUUUCUUUCUUUCUUUCUUUCUUUCUUUCUUUCUUUCUUUCUUAUGAAUAUUUUAAUAUUUUCCUUUACUGUCUGUCGCUUACCACCCCAGCUACUUUCAAUUCAUUUCUGCUCAUCGUUAUUCCCUCUGAGCCCUGAUGCGGUCUUAACCCCUUUUAUCUCUCUUUCACUUUCUUUCUUUCUUUCUUUCUUUCUUUCUUUCUUUCUUUCUUUCUUUCACGUUUCCUUUUUUCAUCCAGUAACCCCUUUUAUCUGUCUUUCUCUUUCACUUUCUUUCUUUCUUUCUUUCUUUCUUUCUUUCUUUCUUUCUUUCUUUCUUUCUUUUCUUUCUUUCUUUCUUUCUUUUUCUUUUUUCCUUUUCCAUAACCCCGUUUUUUUUUCUGUCUUUUAUCUUUCUUUCACUUUCUUUCUUUUCUUUCUUUCUUUUCUUUCUUUCUUUUUCUUUCUUUCACGUUUCCUUUUUUCAUCCAGUAACCCCUUUUAUCUGUCUUUCUCUUUCUUUCUUUCUUUCUUUCUUUCUUUCUUUCUUUCUUUCUUUCUUUCUUUCUUUUUCCAUCCAGUAACCCCUUUUAUCUGUCUUUCUCUUUCACUUUCUUUCUUUCUUUCUUUCUUUCUUUCUUUCUUUCUUUUUUAUAUAAUCUUUUAUCUGAAAUAA